AUGGUCACGGUCACCGAUGAAAUGGGAUCCACCAAGCUGCUUGUUGACGCGGCUAAAGUGGAUAAUGAGCUGACAGUAGUGGCGGUCGACUGCGGAGAAGUGACCGGGUCACCCUCAGACGCGGACAACGUGGCAGAUGCGCUGACGGUUGUGGCGGUCGACGGAGUGAUAGCGAUCGUGUUGCCUACUGACGAGGCCAAUGUAGCAGAUGAAACGACGGUCAAAUAG
Molecule: messenger RNA, 228 nt
Organism: Peronospora matthiolae
Lineage: Eukaryota; Oomycota; Peronosporomycetes; Peronosporales; Peronosporaceae
Source: the annotation of a GenBank genome assembly